AUGCGCCGAGAGUCGCACGCACCGGAAAAAAUGGCGAGCUCAGAGAAACAGCCAGUCGUAAGUGGUAAAGAUGAUGCCCCGACCAAUCCAAGGGGCAUCCCGUACGCUCCCUUUGUCGACAAAGUCGAGGAUUACGUCUCCACACGGGAUGAUGUCGAGCCGACGCUUCGAAGCUUCCAAGAAAUGAUAUCGAAAUAUCAGUUCAUGGAGCUGAACUUGCAACGUCGGAUGACGGGGCUAAGGGAGAAGAUUCCGGAUAUUCAGAAGACGCUGGAUACGGUGCAAUUCUUAAAGCUACGAAAGGAUGCGACCGAUCCCAUUGAAACAACCUUUGAGCUCAACGACACUCUAUACGCCAAGGCGAAUAUCCCACCGACAGAAGAGGUUUACAUUUGGCUAGGGGCCAACGUUAUGCUGUCUUAUCCGAUUGAUGAAGCCGAGACAUUAUUGACCUCAAAGCUUUCAGCGGCCAAGACAAGCUUGUCAAACUGCGAAGAAGACUUGGACUUCCUCCGAGAACAGAUUACUACCAUGGAGGUUGCUACCGCCAGAGUUUACAACUGGGAGACGGCCCGUCGACCGCUGCUGCAAAGAUGCAGCCGCCGGACGUUUGCUUCUUCACAAGUUGCCGUCGCCGAGGGAUACGAGACUGGCAAGAUUUCCAGAGUUGACCAAGACGAUCGCAUUUUUGAGCCCCGAUCUCCUCGACAAGUUUCACGAGCCGCAGCGCCUCACUCAUACAAUUCCUAUACCCACCGCACUUUUCAACAUAGGCUCCCAACAGAGCCUUCUACCCGACGACAGCGGCCCAGAGAGACUUUCGUCGACCCCAGCGAUCCCGACAGAGCUCAUGGCGCUUCCGCUCACUCGAACAAGUCUCUGCGCCCACGACGCCGCCGCAAAGCUGAGCCUGACUCUGGUACUCUCGAAGCCUGGCGCAAUAAAUCACCCAGUCUCUUUCUAAAGAAAGUAUUGGAGCCCAACGAACAUGCUCUGUACUGGAAGAGACUCGCCGCGGAGAGCCGAAGUGUUCGGCCUCCAAUCCUCUUGCUACAGAUGAUAAUUCGCAAAACAGCGGCGCAAGAACCCGACCAGAAAUAUCUUCUCGAUCUACUUCCCUCGGUAUACGAAUGGGAGAGAGCAAUGAGUAUUGCGCGGCGAAAUGGCCACUCAUAUGAGGACUUGGCCUACUAUAUGUACAUCCUCGAAGGCAAAACGGAUGAUGUGCGAUGUGAAAGAUUUCUUGAACGCGAUUCCUAUAAGCCGCCCUUCAUUUUCCAUUUCCUUCUCAGAUCAUCGUCUCGAUUUACUAGCCUGGAGAACUUCAACCGUCUGAUUGAUUAUUGCAGCUCUUGGUAUCCAGCAGCGGCGGGCAAUGGACUAGACAAGACCAAAUCUAAAUUCUAUAUACCACCUAGGGGAGCAUUUGGAUCGGCGAACUUCAACCACAACAUGUCACUUCUAGCACACCAUUGCAUUCGGCUCGAUCCUAGGCUCAUCAUCAAACUCGCAGAUCUGGCCGUCCGGUAUAUCGAGGCCUUAGUGAAAUCACCCCUACCGCAAGAAGAGAUCUAUCAAGCUCAAUGUGCCGUCUUUAAUCAUGGUCUCAAGCUACUAGGUUCGGACCACAGAAAACGUACGGUCCAGCAGGCAUUGCCUAAUUCGUUCUAUUGGGAAGCGCAGAGGAUACUUCUCGCCGUGUCUUCCAAACUGAAACGGCAACUUCUUGUGAAUGCGGAGGGAUUUCGAGCCAUCAGAACAGUAUUAGCGGGCAUGCCUAAGAACCACGUUGAGAUUCAUAGUUCUGCUAGGCACGCGUCUACGUGGCCCCCAUAUCUACGACCGGGAGACGGCAUGGACGAAGAAAUGGAUCCUGAAGACAACUGGAGUCGAUCUGUACGAGCGGGAGUGCUGAUGCAAGAGGCCGGAUUCGCGAAAACCGACUAUGACGACGCUGUUGAUAUCUUGCAAGGCAUGUCUCCAGACGGGACACCGACAAUCCAGCAACGGAUAUUACCAGGGAAGCGCCGAAAGAUAGGAAUGUGGGAAGCCUCUAUAAGAGCUACGCGUAAUGCACAUGAGGCAUGGGACAGAUUCCAAAACCCUCCUAAAGCUGGACUCAAACUUGGUUUGGCGGAAUAUACUGCCAUGUUCGAAAAGUUGACGCAAAGAGAAGCAGACGAAAACACAAGAGCUCUUCCCGGAGACAGGGCCUUGAACUUCCCUACUACACAGGAAGCUAAUCUCACCGAAUUCGAAAAAGCUAGAAUUCGCCCACCCAGCAUAUCUCAGCUGUAUGAAAGGAUGCAGCUCGAUGGUAUUCGUCCUACAGGCAGCUGCCUUCAAAUCCUGGUGGCCAACACGGAAUCGAUGGAAAUGGCGCGAAAAUAUCUACACGAUAGCGACGGAACUGGGGCCUUGUACCGUCUAAUGUCCCAAGAGAUGGAUGUACAAGCUCUAAAGAAAGUGCCCAUAAGCCUUAUCUCAGCCUGCAUUCAAGUGAUGAUACGGCAAGAGGGUAAAGUAGCUAGGAAGUACAUGAUACGAGCUAUUGAACUGGCAGAGCAACGACUAGGAAACGACCGAACUCCACUGUCCGACUUUAUCUGGGGCACGAUUUUAAAACACCUAUCACAGCACCACUACGGCUUGAGGAUAGCUGUUCAUCAGCAACUCAAACUGUCUCUUCAUAUCAUAAAGAAACUUGAUGGACCUUCUGGGAUUACGCUUCCCCAGUUUGUCCAAUUCAGCAAGACCAUGCGGAAAAUAGCUAAGCGCGAACUUGAGCAGCUUUUUACGGAAAUGGAGUCAGGCUCGUUAACGAUAGAAAACCACGCCAUGUGGCCUUUAUAUGAUGAAAGGUCCAGGCACAAGGAUGCUAUGCACUGGGACACAUUUGAUGACAAGUCAGGAUCCUUGGACUUGUUUCGUGCCUUGCGGUCUUCUGCUCUUCAAAUGAACGAGUUGUUUGACAAGCUUCUCUCGUACGAGAGAGGUUCACGGCAGUUAUUGGGCACAAAGGAACUAGAACCAUUGGAAGGGAUGAUGUGGCGAAAGGACCCAGCUCGUAGCGAACAUGCUUACGAGUACAUGCUCUCUUUGGCUUACCUGGGCGAGUUUCAGCAAAUGGCCAAGUUGCUGAGGUGGUUAAUCAAGGAGUGGGGCCAGCCCGGCAUUGUCCAAGCUCUGUCUGAGGCAGACGAGCCGCCGCCAUAUGCUGACUUUGUUGAAACUCUAUGCGCCUUUCGACUCCUAGCCGAGCCGAUGCUCGAACGAGAAGAGGUGGAGUCCUUACGCGAGGCCAUUGGCACGGCCGGACUGAGCUGGUCGUGGCCUGACGAAGAGGCUGUGGAAGCCUACGCUCAAAUGCAAGAGGAUGAAUCCAUCAAUGUACUGGCGCGCGUAUUAGAGCGGGUGCGCUUAUCCUGGGCAGAAGCUGAGACGGAGGCCGAAAGGUGA
Molecule: messenger RNA, 3459 nt
Organism: Trichoderma gamsii
Lineage: Eukaryota; Fungi; Ascomycota; Sordariomycetes; Hypocreales; Hypocreaceae
Exons: 7
Coding region: 1-3459 (1152 amino acids)
Biological process (GO): protein folding; tubulin complex assembly; microtubule-based process
Cellular component (GO): cytoplasm; prefoldin complex
Molecular function (GO): tubulin binding
Source: RefSeq, a predicted model, not a curated record